GCUUGGAAUCCAAAAGAUCUCCCUCUGAUGGUGCUGCCUCCGUGCCAUGCCCUCUGCCAGUUCUACGUGGUGAACGGUGAGCUGUCCUGCCAGCUGUACCAGAGGUCAGGAGACAUGGGCCUCGGCGUGCCUUUCAACAUCGCCAGCUAUGCGCUUCUCACGUACAUGAUCGCGCACGUCACAGGCCUGAAGCCAGGUGACUUUGUACAUACUUUGGGAGAUGCACAUAUUUACCUGAAUCACAUCGAACCGCUGAAAAUUCAGCUUCAGCGAGAACCAAGACCUUUCCCGAAGCUCAAAAUUCUUCGAAAAGUUGAGACCAUUGAUGAUUUCAAAGCCGAAGAUUUUCAUAUUGAAGGUUACAAUCCUCACCCAGCAAUCAAAAUGGAAAUGGCUGUUUAGAGUGCUUUCAAAGGAGCUGUCUGAAGGAUACUGCCUGACCUAUCAGUUAUUAUUCAUUAAGUUUUAAGGAUAUUGCCCUUGGCAAAUAGAACUGUGCCAGUUCUUUUAGUAAAGAAGGCCUUGAGUUUGGUUAACUCACUGACGUGUGAAAAUGAUGAGAUUAUGAAUAAAGUGAGGAGAGUGAAAAUUUA
Messenger RNA from Galeopterus variegatus (Sunda flying lemur), 593 nucleotides. Its product is annotated as thymidylate synthase. NCBI's taxonomy places the organism in Eukaryota, Metazoa, Chordata, Mammalia, Dermoptera, Cynocephalidae. The record is from RefSeq and is a predicted model, not a curated record. The annotation marks the transcript as partial. The transcript is spliced from 4 exons. Gene Ontology annotation, molecular function: thymidylate synthase activity. Gene Ontology annotation, biological process: dTMP biosynthetic process. Gene Ontology annotation, cellular component: mitochondrion; cytosol.